GGCAACCUCUGGCGCUGAUGCCAGUCAACAAGAAGGCAGAUUUGGCUGCGGUAAGUUUUAUGUUGUACUGACUGACCCAACAUUCAUGAGCACACAAGCUGGCAGCAUUCGACGGUUAGCCGCUUGGUUCCGUUGUACCAGCUUACACCCAUGUUUUGGACCACCAGCUAUUCGACCUUCAGCACCGUUUGAAUGUCAUCAGACGACGUUUGUACCUGACAAAGGACGGAUGCACAGGUCGGGCAGUUACUGCGUCGAAAGUGGCCAUAGCAUGCUCCAACAACCCUUGAACAAUUCUGACCGUACCGAAGAGUACUCACAGCAUUGUGAAUCAUCUGCUAGUUGCCCCAGGCCUUCUCACAUCACCAACUUCAUAGAAAGUCAAAUGCGAAGACCGUGCCUAUCAUACCUGCUUCCGACGCCGACCUCAUCCUUGAUCCGUGAUCAAGUGGGCAUUGCAACAAAAGAGUCACUAAAGAGAAGAGAGCGGAUAGCCUGCUAUAUAGUGCCGGGCCCGCUGUGUGCCGACGAGUGCUUGCUAUUCUCAUUCUACAGUACUGUAGGUGCCACAUCGUGCGAUCAUUUCUUCGCCGGCAUGGGAAAAAACGCGACUGACAAUCACGCAGCCUAGUCAGUAACCAUGGGAAACGGCGCGAAAGCCGCAACGAAGCGGGAGCGCAACGCGAAGAACGAGACCAAGGGACCUACGUCCCAGCUCAAAGCGGCGCGCGAGUCCUUAGCGUUGAAUGCUAAGUCUUUUGACGAGCGCUGAUCACUCGAGUCCCCCAGACAGAGUUCAAUCAGCAGAAGCUUCCUAGCUAAUGUUGAAAGCAUCAGUCGCCUGCCGGCGCCGAAAUGUCUAGGUCUUCUC
Molecule: messenger RNA, 871 nt
Organism: Protomyces lactucae-debilis
Lineage: Eukaryota; Fungi; Ascomycota; Taphrinomycetes; Taphrinales; Protomycetaceae
Exons: 3
Coding region: 86-631 (181 amino acids)
Source: RefSeq, a predicted model, not a curated record